AGAAAAAGGUCCCCACGGUGUACCUGCGAGACGACCUGAUUUAUUUCACCAACUCCGAAACUGCCAACAUUUUUUUGCAAUAAACUCCAUAACCCAAAUCUCAUUACAAUUCAACAAACAUAUAUCAUAAACUGAGUUGCAGAAAAAAAGAAGAAGAUGACCUUGGGUACACCAUCAUCUCAAGCAUACGGUGAGCCAUGGUACUGGGAUAACCGCUAUGCCCAUGAAUCAGCUCCUUUUGAUUGGUACCAAAAAUACCCUGCCUUAGCAUCUCUUAUUCACCUUUAUGUGCCCCACCGCGAUGAACGCAUUCUCGUUGUCGGCUGUGGCAACUCAGUGUUUAGUGAAGACAUGGUGAACGAUGGGUACGAGGAUGUUGUUAACGUUGAUAUAUCACCUGUGGUUAUUGAAGCUAUGCAAACCAAGUACUCUAAUUGUCAGCAGCUAAAAUAUAUUAAAUUGGAUGUACGAGAUAUGAGUCCUUUUCAAGCUGGUUCCUUUGCAGCAGUUAUUGAUAAAGGGACCCUUGAUUCUAUCUUGUGUGGGAAUAAUUCUAGACAGAAUGCUACUCAAAUGCUUGGGGAAGUCUGGAGGGUCCUCAAGGAUAAAGGAGUCUAUAUUCUGAUUACAUAUGGAGCUCCUGUAUAUCGCCUUGGCUUGCUGAAAGAAUCGUGCAUGUGGAGCAUAAAACUGCAUGUGAUAGCGAAAUUUGGAGCAGAAGGAAGUUCCGAACAGCCAACAAGGGCAUUGACAGACCCAAUUCUGUUGGAUGAGAGUGGAAGCUCGGUGGAAGAUGUACUUGGAAAAAACCCUGACGUCCAUUACAUCUACGUUUGUACCAAGGAACCCAAGACAAAGGACUGAAGCAAACAGCGAUCAAAGAAGACAAGGAUGUCGAACCUUUUGUGCAAUUCUUUUUGCUGUACCUGAUUGUAGCAGGCUUUAGUUUCUGUGUUGUUUGUGUCAUGAUACCAUGAGCUAUUAAGAUUUAAUCUGACCGUACCAUAUUAAAAAGCACUUUGUAAUAACUGAACCAAUUACAGCAGUUGUUUUUGUUA
Messenger RNA from Gossypium raimondii (Peruvian cotton), 1058 nucleotides. RefSeq lists its product as uncharacterized. Gene Ontology annotation, molecular function: S-adenosylmethionine-dependent methyltransferase activity. The transcript is spliced from 9 exons. The record is from RefSeq and is a predicted model, not a curated record. NCBI's taxonomy places the organism in Eukaryota, Viridiplantae, Streptophyta, Magnoliopsida, Malvales, Malvaceae. The coding region runs from base 157 to 864 and encodes 235 amino acids.